This is a messenger RNA of Colias croceus (clouded yellow), 688 nucleotides long. RefSeq lists its product as uncharacterized. Lineage: Eukaryota; Metazoa; Arthropoda; Insecta; Lepidoptera; Pieridae. Gene Ontology annotation, cellular component: mitochondrial large ribosomal subunit. Bases 46 to 474 code for a protein of 142 amino acids. The transcript is spliced from 3 exons. The record is from RefSeq and is a predicted model, not a curated record.
UCAGUCGAUUUUGAUAUUUGUGAAGGAACCAGAAAAGUCCUGAAAAUGUCUAUCCCAUACAGUGGUACUUUCAGGAGAUCGGGGGGUGUAGUUUCAGCGAUAGGAAAGCAAUUACGGGCUGUAAAUCUCAAAGCAGCCAAGAGAAUAACUGUUAAAUUUGAUCCCUUCGGUGAAAACGUAACACACACAAGAAAUUUUCUACAUUACAUCAGCUCUCCUAAGAUAUUACUGACAAACCCAGACUGUGUGUUAAAAACUGAAGUUAUCUGUGAUAGAUCUGAACCAACGGUCGACAUAAACCUCUUGCCAUCCAUAGCUGAAAAAGCAAAUAUAAAAGGUGUAACAUUAAAAAGUGGAAAUUUAACUUGUUUGGAAAUUCUUCAACUGUUGAACAAACACAUCUCAUCUUUAGCACCCCCAGAACAAGUUGUAACCCAAACAAAAUUAGAGAAAAAGAAAGGUAAAAAGAAGUAAUCUACAAUGACCAGAAAAGGAAACCUGCAUGUAGUUGAGGAGCUGUACAACCAAAUUCCAGCAUUUACAGAUGUCUUCUCUGAAGACAGUUUCUACGUUUUUGUGGUCUUUUUUGUCAUGUCCACAAUUUUGGUUGCCUUUAUCCUGUCUAGAUUUAUAACAAUUAAGCCUGUAGAAUAAUAUAGUUAUCAAAGAUUAAAUUUAAUAUGAUCUA